CGAUACCUUGGUUCCCCAGCUGGGCGUCCAUCAAUAGCCCCAACCAUGCAGGGAGACUGGGUGCUGCUGCUGCUUUUGGGUCUCAGGAUACAUCUGUCCUUUGGUGUCAUCCCAGUGGAGGAGGAGAACCCAGUCUUCUGGAAUCAAAAGGCGAAGGAGGCCCUGGAUGUUGCCAAAAAGCUGCAGCCCAUUCAGACAUCGGCCAAGAACCUCAUCCUCUUCCUGGGAGAUGGGAUGGGGGUACCCACAGUGACAGCCACCAGGAUACUAAAGGGACAACUGGGUGGUCAUCUAGGACCUGAGACACCCCUGGCCAUGGACCACUUCCCAUUCACGGCUCUGUCCAAGACAUACAACGUGGACAGACAGGUCCCAGACAGUGCAGGCACAGCCACCGCCUAUCUCUGUGGGGUCAAAGCCAACUACAAGACCAUCGGUGUGAGCGCGGCUGCUCGAUUCAACCAGUGCAACAGCACAUUUGGCAACGAGGUCUUCUCAGUGAUGCACCGUGCAAAGAAAGCAGGGAAGUCUGUGGGCGUGGUGACCACGACCAGAGUGCAGCAUGCCUCUCCAGCCGGCACCUACGCGCACACGGUUAACCGAGACUGGUACUCGGAUGCAGACAUGCCUUCCUCCGCCCUGCAGGAGGGCUGCAAGGACAUCGCCACACAGCUCAUUUCCAACAUGGACAUUGAUGUGAUCCUUGGUGGAGGCCGAAAGUUCAUGUUUCCCAAGGGGACACCAGACCCUGAAUACCCAGGUGACUCUGACCAGUCUGGAGUCAGGCUGGAUAGUCGGAACUUGGUGGAGGAGUGGCUGGCAAAAUACCAGGGGACCCGGUAUGUUUGGAAUCGAGAGCAGCUCAUGCAGGCCUCUCAGGACCCAGCAGUGACUCGCCUCAUGGGCCUCUUUGAGCCGGCAGAAAUGAAAUAUGAUGUCAACCGAAACGCCUCAGCAGACCCCUCCCUGGCAGAGAUGACAGAGGUGGCCGUGCGCCUGCUGAGCAGGAAUCCACAAGGCUUCUACCUCUUUGUAGAAGGAGGUCGUAUUGACCAAGGCCACCAUGCGGGCACGGCUUACCUGGCACUGACUGAGGCUGUCAUGUUCGACUCCGCCAUCGAAAAGGCCAGCCAGCUUACCAAUGAGAAGGACACGCUAACGCUCAUCACUGCGGACCACUCCCAUGUCUUUGCUUUUGGUGGCUAUACACUUAGGGGGACCUCCAUCUUUGGUCUGGCCCCACUCAAUGCCCAGGAUGGCAAAUCCUACACCUCCAUUCUCUAUGGCAACGGCCCAGGUUAUGUGCUUAAUUCAGGCAACCGGCCCAAUGUCACUGAUGCCGAGAGUGGUGAUGUCAACUACAAGCAGCAGGCAGCAGUACCCCUGUCGUCAGAGACCCACGGUGGGGAGGACGUGGCCAUAUUCGCGCGUGGCCCACAGGCGCACCUGGUGCACGGAGUGCAGGAACAGAACUACAUCGCGCACGUCAUGGCCUUCGCAGGCUGCCUGGAGCCCUACACCGACUGCGGUCUGGCGCCCCCUGCAGACGAGAACAGACCAACCACCCCGGUCCAGAACAGUGCCAUCACUAUGAACAAUGUCCUUCUGUCCCUGCAGCUGCUGGUCAGCAUGCUGCUGCUAGUCGGGACAGCCUUGGUGGUGUCCUGAUGGUCAGGUCCCCCACUAGGCUCCUCCCUCUGCUGGUUGCUCCCCACGACCCCCCAUAGAUUCCUGUGCCUUGUCAGUCCUGAGUUCAUCAUUCUCUACCCAAGGGUCUCAACGCUGGCCUUUGCACCCCAACUUGGUUGUUCUCUUAUCCAGAUGCUGAAACAUUGUCCCGGCCCACAGUUCUAAGGGCCACCUCUGGGAAUAUACUCUGAGAUUUGCUUUAUAACUCUGGGCUUCCGCUUCUCAACUGCAGUGGGAGGUACCGAACGGUAUCCAGAAAGCUACAGUUUGUGGCUGUCCCAGACUCCCCUUCAAUCCAUCACCCUUCACAGGGACCAAGUAACUCACAUUUUCAGGCCUUAGCUUGUUCCUAUGAAAGGAAAUCUCAAAAGUCCAGGAGACUGUGGGUUCUCAAGCAAGCAGCGCAGAGCAGCCUUGGGCCCCCACCCCUGGUCCAUCUCAGGCUGCAUAUAGAAACCGGACAAAGAAUAUUACCGACUCUUGUCCCCAGUCCUUGAAGAGACACAAUGACAACAAAAUUAAAUGCUUAUAUAAGGU
Molecule: messenger RNA, 2226 nt
Organism: Rattus norvegicus (Norway rat)
Lineage: Eukaryota; Metazoa; Chordata; Mammalia; Rodentia; Muridae
Gene: Alpi
Product: alkaline phosphatase, intestinal
Cellular component (GO): plasma membrane
Molecular function (GO): alkaline phosphatase activity; phosphatase activity
Source: RefSeq, marked validated